Leishmania braziliensis MHOM/BR/75/M2904 is the source of this 984-nucleotide messenger RNA. Its product is annotated as putative nucleolar RNA-binding protein. The transcript has a single exon. The record is from RefSeq and is a predicted model, not a curated record. Bases 1 to 984 code for a protein of 327 amino acids. Lineage: Eukaryota; Euglenozoa; Kinetoplastea; Trypanosomatida; Trypanosomatidae.
AUGGAGGGCUUUUACGGUAUCGAGGUGGCCGCCGGCAAGCAGGUGAAGGCGAAGAUCCCGGAGGAGUGCGCGCUGCGCGUGACACAGCUCGCCGUGCCUGUCAAUGCAGCUGGCGCCGUUUCGUUCGUGGUAUCCUUCGAGGGUAAGCUGUUUACGAUUGCUACGCUGGACCCCAAGAGGGGUGUCUACCAGAUGAGCACCGACCUUGUCUUCACCAAGGCCCAGGACGUGUCCUUCUCUGCCCAGGGCGCUGGCGCCAUCCACGUCACCGGCUACGUGCAACCGAUUGGCAAUGAUGAUAUGAUGAUGGAUGCCAUGGCCGGCGAGUCGGGUGAGGAGGACGAUAACGAGGACGACGACGACGACGACGACGACCUCGAGGAGGUGUCGGAGACGGAGAGCAACGAGGUCGCCAGGGCCCCUGCUUCAGCUGCCGCUGGUGCGGCGGACAGCGACGACGAGGAGGAGGACGAGGAAAACCACGAGGAAAACGAGGAGGAGGAGGACGACGAUGACGAAGACGGUGAGGACAUGCCCCCAGCCGACCUGGAUGACAGCGACUUGGGUGAAGAGGACGAGGAGGACGACGAGGAGGACGACGAGGAGGACGACGAAGGCGAGGACGACGACGAGGACGACGACGACGAAGACGACGACGUACCACAGAAGUUCCAGCGCACGGACCGCGGUGGGCGUGGUGGUGAUCGUGGUGGGUUCCGUGGCGGUCGCGGCGGUGACCGUGGUGGGUUCCGUGGUGGUCGUGGCGGUGACCGUGGCGGGUUCCGUGGUGGUCGCGGCGGUGACCGUGGUGGGUUCCGUGGUGGUCGCGGCGGUGAUCGUGGCGGGUUCCGUGGUGGUCGUGGCGGUGACCGUGGUGGGUUCCGUAGUGGUCGCGGCGGUGACCGUGGUGGGUUCCGUGGUGGUCGCGGCGGUCGUGGCGGUGACCGUGGUGGGUUCCGUGGUGGCAACCGUGGCCGUUACUAG